UAUUUAAAAUUCUGAAUCUGUGUGCAGGAAAGAUAAAAAAACAGCCUCGUUUUGUAGAAUCUGCAUAUGAUAUCAUAAAACUGUGUAGAAACGAACUCUCCCCCAUUUACAAAUGAUGCUUCAAUCAAAGACUAUUAAAAAUUACUCUUACAAUUCUUCACUCUUAUUGAAGCUUGCCAUUUUUGAAAAAGAAAGUAUCGGAUGAAAUAACUUAUGCUGAAGAUACUGCUAAUUCAAUUGCGCUUCUGGGUAAGUUAAGAUUUCCUUAAGGUAUACGGAUGUAACGUAUGACAGGUCCUACUGACAAGGAAGUAUCUAUUUUCCCCAAGUUUCACUAAGAGGACUCCUUCUCCAUGUCUAGGAUCUUCUGUUGUUUCCUGGUAGUGAAUUAAUCACAGUGUGCAUGGUGAUAAUUCUGGUAUUGUAUUCUGCUCAGGUUGUUUCAUGAUACCAAUAAAAGUCUGUCUUCUAAGUACAAGGACAGGCGGGUUAUGUAGUUUGAUGAAUUGUUAUUUAGUUUGAUGAAGUGUUUGUUCACUAUUUUUAUAAAUCAGAAAGUAUACAUCCCCCUUUUUAAGUAAUCACGAAAACAUUUCAACUUUGAACUCUAACAUUUAAUUGCUACAAUCAUAGAAUUAUUCAUUAAAUGAUCUAAAUUUUUAAAUCAAAUCAUAAAAUGAUAGCAUAUUAACAACUUCAGCAUAAUGCACAUAAAGAUGCAGAUGCCUGUAUUUUGUACACAAAAAUAUGAAAAGUAUCAUAAAAGGGUAGGUAUUUACAUACGGGUUAUCACUUGAUUUUCUAAAGAAAGAAAACAAUUUCCAGGGAAAUUAGAUCAGGGAAACACUGGCUCUUUGAGUCAGCUCCUGGGACAUGACAGCAUGUUCCCAAAACAAAUCGUACAUUAAAUCGAUACUUACUAGUUUAGGUCUUUAUUUGUACAGGAGGAAUAAAAGAUACACAAUUGAUCCAAUGCAUCUUUAAAAAUAUUUGCUGAGUAGUGAUGUUCCCAGCAUUACACUCCAUAUAGAAAGAUGUUAGAGAUUCAACUGGAAUGAAGAAAAAAAAAGGAUUUUUAUUUUUAACAUAGACGCUAACCCUUUUAUAUCUCAGUAGGUUUUAUAGUUUUUAAUUUUAGUUACUUUGGGAAAACUACCUAGGGUUCACCUACUCUACAGCCCAGAGUAGGUGAAGGUGUUGUGGAGAUUAGGUUAAACAUGAGGGGGGCAGUUUAAAGAAAAACACCUUAGGGAGCAGGCAGGUUCAGAAAUAUGGGAAUUUUUAAUUAUGUGAAUCUCUAUCAUCAGUGGAAAUUUACAACGAGAAGCCAACUCAAAAGAGGACAUGGUAGUAUUAACAGAGAAAAAGUGUAGUUUUUGUUGGUAACAUUUUUUAAAAUACCCCUGUUGCCAUUAUUUUUAAAUAUUGCUUCCAAAAGUGUUGACAGUCACUUGUAUUAUAAAUACAGGCCAAUUUUUACUGAGUGUCAGCUUGUUCUUUGCUCAAUGACUGGUACCCUGCCUGCACAACAUGUUACUAUCUCAUAUGACAACAGUAUGAACUCUUAACUUUAAAUGAGUUUCCUUUGCUGAUUACUGACUGCAAGUACUGCUCUUCUGUCUCUUGGGUUUUUUUAAUGGCUGGAAACAUUAGUUUAAACUAAAAUAAUUGUAUAGAAGAUGAAAUGUUGAACAAAAACUCUUCAUGAUUUUAGUAAGAACUUCCAGUUUCUACUGUGUGCUAAUAAGUUAUAUUACAUUUUCCUCCAAAUGAUACAUAGAUAUUUCUGACUCAGAAGCAAGAUUCUGGAAAUGGAUGAGGGAAGCAGUUGGUACUCUGCCCUGAGAUUAUGAAACAGGAAGCUAUGAUAAAUUAUCUAAAUUUACAGGAACUAAAACAGUGGAAAAGCAGACGAAAGACCCUAGAUUUCCCAUAAGCCUGCAUAUUUGGAUAGUCUUGUUGGAAAAGCUUAGUUGUUCCUGUUGUGUAAAAUUUUUAAAACCUAAGUAGUGAUUUUGCAACUCCAAAAGAACAGUCCAAAAAAUAAAAUUUAGAGUUAGAAUAAUCUUAAAACUGUCUUUUUUAAGUGAUGUCUUUUGCAGAGAUUCUCCUGAAGCUAGGGUCAGGCUUUCCUUUGUGCUUUCUCAUUCUGUCCACUUGCCACCCCACUUGCUAACCACCUCCAGAGAUGAGCAUCUUGCAAGGGCUAAUGCAAAAGAAGAAUUGCUAAUUAUUCUUUUACCCUCAGAGAGUCCAACCAGUUCUAGUUUAGUUCUAAGGUCGAUAUCACUGACUACAGCUGUCCUCAGGCAUUCAGAGAACCUGGAUCAUUUCCAUAGUCCCACAGAUCAUUUUCAGAUACCCUUGAGGAUCAUGUUUAUAGGACUUCAACAGAGUAGAUGCAAAUCCAGUUUGAAAUACAGGCUGAAGCCAAUUUAAUUGUAGUUUAGAUAUGACUGAAAAGGAACCUUCCUAUUCGCCAACCCCACGCAGACAGCUUGAACAUAAAACUAUUAUCCUUGCCUGUGGGGCAGCUGCCUAAAAACUCACUCUCUUCCAGUCUGCCAACAAAUUGAAGAGCAAAGUUCACCUGGAACUUCUCUAAGCAAAGAACGCAUUAGUAAAGGCAAAAAAUUAAAUGCUAACCCAUAUCUUGUCAAAGUAAUAAUAGUAUCUAACACAUGUAGAACUUACAAUAUGCUAGAUGCUUUUCUCAGCCCUUUUCUCAUAUUAGCUAAUUUAAUCCUCACAACAAUCUUAAAUGUGGUAACUAUUGUUAUACCUGUUUAAUAGAUGAGAAAAGUAAGACACAAGUUUACAUGGGUAGUAAAUGGCAGAGCCAAGAUUUAAUCUUAGGCAGUCUGGUUCUAGCAUUUGUGUUAAUAAUCAUCAUUCUUUUCUCCCUAGAAAGGAGAGGCUGAAUUGAUUGAGGGACCAAAUGUAUAAGGAUGGAUUCAGGGUACUGUUUAUAUGUAUAUGUAUGUUAUAUGUGUGAGCAUAUGUAUAAAAAUAUGUAUAUAAAUUGAACAUAAUCCACUUUGAAUCUCUGAGAAUAUUGUUAAUAAUCAUCAUAUUAUUAACAUUUUAUGCCUAAAUUCUACAAAUAAGCUUAUGACAGUGUUGUUAAGUAGCACCUGUUUAUCUUUCUGGCAGGUGACUUAAUGAAAAUACCAAGUUCUGAAUUGAGGAUACAAAUUUGUAAGUGUAUUGUUGAUUUUUAUCAUGCAGAACCACCAAAGAAGCAUAUUCCAGGUUACCAGCAAGCAAGUUCAUCAUACAAGAUUCAAAUGGCUGAAGUUGGAGGAUUAGCAAAAACAAUGGUCCAGUCAAUCACCUUGCUUGAACAUCAACUUGUUGAGAAACUUUGGGUACUUAAAGUUCUGCAGCAUCUCUCGACUUCUGAAGUAAAUUGUACUAUAAUGAUGAAAGCACAAGCAGCCAGUGGAAUCUGUACUCACCUCAAUGACCCAGAUCCCUCUGGACAGCUUUUAUUUCGUUCAUCAGAAAUACUUUGGAACUUGUUGGAAAAGUCUUCAAAAGAAGAAGUCAUACAACAGCUUAGUAACUUGGAAUGUUUGCUGGCUUUGAAGGAAGUAUUUACAAAUCUGUUUAUGAGAGGUUUCAGUCAUUAUGACCGUCAGCUUAGAAAUGACAUAUUAGUGAUCACUACAAUUAUAGCUCAAAAUCCUGAAGCACCAAUGAUUGAAUGUGGCUUUACCAAGGAUUUGAUACUGUUUGCCACCUUUAAUGAAGUUAAAAGUCAAAAUCUUUUGGUAAAAGGACUUAAGCUUUCUAAUUCCUAUGAAGAUUUUGAGUUGAAGAAAUUACUAUUCAAUGUAAUUGUGAUCUUAUGUAAAGAUUUACCUACUGUACAGCUAUUAAUUGAUGGCAAAGUUAUUUUGGCUUUGUUUACCUAUGUUAAGAAGCCUGAGAAACAAAAGAUAAUGGACUGGUCUGCAGCACAGCAUGAAGAAUUACAACUGCAUGCAAUUGCCACUUUGUCAUCAGUGGCUCCUUUAUUAAUAGAAGAAUACAUGUCAUGCCAGGGAAAUGCUCGAGUCCUUGCAUUUCUAGAAUGGUGUGAGAGUGAAGAUCCGUUUUUCAGUCAUGGUAACAGUUUUCAUGGUACAGGUGGCCGAGGCAACAAGUUUGCCCAGAUGCGUUAUAGUUUAAGACUCCUGAGAGCUAUGGUCUACCUCGAAGAUGAGACUGUAAACACAGAUCUUUGUGAAAAGGGAACAAUUCAGCAAAUGAUAGGAAUCUUUAAAAAUAUAAUAAGCAAGCCUAAUGAAAAGGAAGAAGCCAUUGUUUUGGAAAUCCAGUCUGAUAUUUUACUUAUCCUAUCUGGUCUUUGUGAGAAUCACAUUCAAAGGAAGGAAAUUUUCGGAACCGAAGGAGUAGAUAUAGUUCUUCAUGUGAUGAAAACAGACCCCAGAAAGUUACAGAGUGGCUUAGGCUAUAAUCUACUUCUUUUUAGUACAUUGGACAGCAUUUGGUGCUGUAUUUUGGGAUGUUAUCCUUCAGAGGAUUAUUUUCUUGAAAAGGAAGGCAUUUUUCUCCUUUUGGAUGUGUUGGCAUUGAACCAAAAAAAAUUCUGUAAUCUAAUACUUGGAAUAAUGGUUGAAUUUUGUGAUAAUCCCAAAACUGCAGCUCAUGUCAAUGCUUGGCAAGGGAAGAAGGAUCAAACAGCUGCUAGUCUUUUAAUUAAAUUGUGGAGAAAGGAGGAAAAAGAACUAGGAGUAAAACGUGAUAAAAAUGGGAAGAUCAUUGAUACAAAAAAACCUCUAUUUACUAGCUUUCAAGAAGAGCACAAAAUCAUCCCACUGCCUGCUAACUGCCCAUCUAUUGCGGUUAUGGAUGUUUCUGAGAAUAUUAGAGCAAAAAUUUAUGCUAUAUUGGGCAAACUAGAUUUUGAAAAUUUACCUGGCCUCUCCGCUGAAGAUUUUGUCACCCUCUGUAUCAUACAUAGAUAUCUUGAUUUUAAAAUUGGAGAAAUAUGGAAUGAAAUAUAUGAAGAAAUAAAAUUAGAAAAAUUAAGACCAGUCACUAUAGAUAAAAAAGCUUUGGAAGCUAUUACAACAGCAUCAGAAAAUGUUGGAAAGAUGGUUGCUUCUCUGCAAAGUGAGAUAAUUGAAAGCCAAGCACGCCAAGAUGUGCAAAAUGAACAAAAAGUAUAUGCAAAAAUACAGGCCACACACAAGCAAAGAGAGCUGGCUAAUAAAUCAUGGGAAAAUUUCUUGGCUAGAACAUCAAAUGCGAAAACGUUAAAGAAAGCAAAAAGGCUUCAAGAAAAAGCUAUAGAAGCCUCCAGAUACCAUAAACGACCACAAAAUGCAGUAUUUCACGGAACAGAUAUUAAAGGCCUUAACACAACGGUGCCCUCCGGUGGGGUAGUAACAGUGGAAAGCACUCCUGCCCGAUUAGUAGGAGGACCUCUGGCUGAUACGGAUAUUGCUCUUAAAAAACUGCCCAUUCGAGGAGGAGCCUUGCAGAGGGUGAAAGCAGUUGAAAUUGUGGAUGCACCAAAAAAGAGUAUUCCUACGUAAUAUAUUCUAGAGACUUUUUGAAAUAAAAUCAGCUCGUAAUUUUUUAGUUGAAUAUAUCUUUAUACAUAUGUAAAGCCAAUAUUUUAGAAUAAGUAUUUGAGUAUAAAUAUUUUAGUAAAAUACUAUAAAAAUAAAAGGACAUAUAAUUUAUGUUUAUGGAAAACAUCAACAUGUAAUAUCAGAAGAGUUGUCAUCAGUUUCUUUGGAAAGGCUACCAAUUUUAUUAAGUGAAAUUGUAAAACAUCAGUUAGGACUCUGUUGGUUGCAUGUGAACUAUUCUAACUAGUUUAAGCCAGAAAAAAAAUUUCUUACAGGCUCUGUAUCUAUCAAACCUAGGAGGAAUUUAAACUACAGGCAUUGCUGAAUCUAAGGACUAAAACUAUAUGAGUAGGAUCUUCUCCUUCCCUAGCAGCUCCUGGCUUAUAUUCUCUUAGGUUCAUGCCUGUGUCUCCGUGGUUUCUGCAAAUGCCUAUGCAUCUCAGGACCCCGAUUGCCCACAUGCCUACUUCUGAGCCAUUCACCAUGACUUUGGCCAUGGCUGAGUACUGCCUAUUCCUGGAGCCAGAAGCAGGGCAACUCCAUCCAAAACAUAUGGAUAGAGUGGGGAAUCAGGGUACUAUUACCAGAAGCACGUAUAUAUGAAUAUUGGACAGCAAGAUAAACAAUAACUCUGCAACAAAUAAGUUGGUCAAAAUAAAAUUAUGUUUUCUCUGCUAUAAAAGCUAAUGUUAGUCAUGAGCUAAAUGGUAAAAAAGAAAAAUAUAGCUGGUUUUACUCUUAAUGUAUAAAUAUGCAAAGCAAA
Cercocebus atys (sooty mangabey) is the source of this 6348-nucleotide messenger RNA. It is a transcript of the gene CFAP69, whose product is annotated as cilia and flagella associated protein 69. Bases 3162 to 5546 code for a protein of 794 amino acids. The transcript has 19 exons. NCBI's taxonomy places the organism in Eukaryota, Metazoa, Chordata, Mammalia, Primates, Cercopithecidae. The record is from RefSeq and is a predicted model, not a curated record. Gene Ontology annotation, biological process: positive regulation of flagellated sperm motility; olfactory behavior; response to odorant. Gene Ontology annotation, cellular component: non-motile cilium; sperm midpiece.